UUUUUUCUUUUUUUUUCUUCUUCUUCUCUCUCUCCCUCUAUAUAUACUUAGUCAUAUUAUAGAAUUAUGCCUAAGCGACGUAAUAGUCAAAAACGACCGUCAGAAUUAGCGACAUUACUAGCAGAAACACGUAGUACUUCUCUUCCUUACUCUAUAUAUGACUACUCGUCUUAUUCUGGCACCUAUCACCCAAACAACAUUUAUUUUGAUACACCCCAAAAUCAAUCUUCACGUUGGUCAAGUGGCUCUCAUGAUGGAACUCAAUUCAUUACUUUACGACUAGAUCAACCUACUAUUGCACGGUCUAUCCUAUGGGGCAAGUUUCAUCGAAGUCAUGUUUGUAAUGUCAAGGAAUUCAAGGUUUAUGGUGGUCUAGAUCCGAAUAAUAUGUCUGAACUCCUAUUCCAAGUUCUACAGAACCAUAGUAAGCCUGAAAUGUUCAAACUUAGGCAUACAUAUCAUGGUUUAGUUAUUCCUAUUCAGUAUAUCAAGAUUGUUCCCAUUUCGACAUUCAGCACCAAUUUCAACUAUAGUAUUUGGUAUUUGGAAAUACACGGUAUUACAGAUGCUUCCAUUAUCCGACGUGCCUUGGAUGAAUAUGAAAAUUUUAGAGAAAAAGAAACGAUACGUCUUUGUAUGAAACAUUUUCGACAAAGGAACAUGGUGGAUAUCUUUCAAUUGAUCAAACAACAAUCUGGAAUCGAAUUAGAGAAUCCUCUUUUGACACAACUACAUACUGCUUUGGUCAAAGAUGGUGAUUUUGAAUUGGCUGAAAUUUUGGUGGAACAAAUAGAUCAGCAAUAUCAAAUCUUUGAAUCAUUCACUCGACGGACAAAAUAUCAGUCUUCUUGGGAAGAGUUACAUCCUAUUCCAACAACAGAUGGUGAUAUGCCUUGUGCCCGUGGUGGUCACCAGAUGUGUAUUGAUUCCUCAAAUGGAUUGAUUUAUUUACAUGGUGGAUGGACUGGGAAAACAAAUCUGGCUGACUUUUGGUGUUAUUCUAUCAAAGAAAACAGAUGGAUCCUUAUUAGCAAUGAUACCAGUAGACAAGGGGGCCCAUCAGCAAGAUCUUGUCAUCAAAUAUGUUUAGAUACAUCAAGUCAAUCUUUAUUUGUUUUUGGACGUGUAGCAGACAUUCAUGCCAAUCGUUCGGAUACAAGCAAGAAGGAUAAUUUGAAAGCGGAUUUCUAUCGAUAUUAUAUUGAAACUGACCAUUGGGAAAAGUUAGAUGAUCAUACUGCUGAUAACGGAGGACCUGAACUUCUUUUUGAUCAUCAAAUGUGUGUAGAUGGAUCUGCAGGGAAGUUGUACGUUUUUGGUGGUCGAUCCAUUUCUGGUAGCAAACUACAUCAAUAUAGUGGACUUUAUUCCUACGAUAUUCAAAAUAGCACCUGGAAGCUUUUACGGAAUGAUUUGAACAAGAAUCAUAUGCCAUUGACACCAGAAUCAUCAUCAGCAAAUAGUUCAGCAAAUUCUUCACCUAUAUCAAAACCUCAUCGUUAUCCUUUCAACAUACCAUUACAAUCUCGAAUUGGUCAUUCUAUGUUAUCAGGGUCUGACCGUCAUCAGUUAUAUAUACUCGGAGGAGAAUGUGCUGAAAACCAUUUUUGUGAUCUGCAUCAGUACGACAUCGAUACCGAUACAGUAGUCUGUAUAUCUCCACGUCAUGGGCAAAAGCAAAGGAAAUUUCAUCAACAGCGAAGUCAAUCAUGUGAUGAUGCUCGUCCUAUAAACAGCAGCGAAAGUGAAGGAAAUGAUUACUAUGAUGACGAUGACAGCGAUGAUGAUGAUAUUGGAACAAUGGGCACUGGAGAAAGCGAUACACCUUAUGACAGCAACAAUGGUACAACAUAUUGUUACUACCGUGGUGAUGGUAGCUCUGGAUUGGCAACUCCCAGCGUAGGAUCGGACUUGGGUUAUACACAACGAGCUACUAUGGACGAAAACCUGGGUCAAAUAUAUGUAUUUUUUGGCUAUUUACGAAAUAUGGGCUGUAAAACGGUGAAAAAUGUGUUACGGAUUUAUCAUUUAGAUCGUAAUACUUGGGAAGAUAUCUAUUCCAAUGAAAGAUGUCACCAAUCAUCAUCUGUACCUAUACCACCUGCACGACCACAGCGACAACAACAACAAUCAUUCUUUACUGGUCGAAGUAAUAUCAACGGCGGUGCAACAACAACAGCAGCAAAAACAACAACAACAACAACAAAUAUUGGAUCAUACUCUUCGUCUUCUGAUAUUAUUGAUGCAGCUACUGAUUAUCCAACACCUAGAUUCUCAUAUCAAUGGAUUUAUGAUCCAAUUUCGAAAUGUCAUUAUCUUUUUGGUGGUGAUCCUCAUGAAUAUACUGAUUCUGAUCGUCGAUUGGGUGAUUUAUGGAAAUUGAAACUGAUAAAACCCGAUGUGCAUAGUGUAGCACAGAGAUGCAAGUAUCUUAUCAGGGUGCAAAAAUUCAAAGAACUUUGUGCCAACAUUGAAAAGAACAAGCAUUACGAUAUGAUAUCUCAAGCUUUGAAUUAUUUACAAACACAAGUGACUCCAUUGGUAGACAAAGAAGAUGAUGAAGAAAAUAGGAUUUUGGGUCAUUUAUGUGCAAGACUGUGUUUACUGGGUGAUGAAAACAGAUCAAUCAAACAAAAUGAUUUACAACCAAAAGAACAAUACAAGUGGCUGAACAAGUCGAUAGACACUUUUUAUAUGGAUAGAACUAGUGUUUACACUGAAUUAUUAAAGUAUUUCCCAAGUGAUAUGUGUGAACCGACGGGUAAUAUAUCCGAUGCUUUACGCUUAUAAUAGAUCCAUUGAUUCUAGUGUAGUGUAGCUUAACUUUUUUUUUUUGAUUUGAAAAUAAAGUAAAUAUACUCUUUCU
Halteromyces radiatus is the source of this 2866-nucleotide messenger RNA. Its product is annotated as Muskelin N-terminus-domain-containing protein. NCBI's taxonomy places the organism in Eukaryota, Fungi, Mucoromycota, Mucoromycetes, Mucorales, Cunninghamellaceae. The coding region runs from base 67 to 2790 and encodes 907 amino acids. The transcript is spliced from 12 exons. Gene Ontology annotation, molecular function: protein binding. The record is from RefSeq and is a predicted model, not a curated record. Gene Ontology annotation, cellular component: cytoplasm.